This is a messenger RNA of Ostrea edulis (European flat oyster), 2266 nucleotides long. RefSeq lists its product as uncharacterized. The coding region runs from base 19 to 2172 and encodes 717 amino acids. The transcript is spliced from 2 exons. The record is from RefSeq and is a predicted model, not a curated record. Lineage: Eukaryota; Metazoa; Mollusca; Bivalvia; Ostreida; Ostreidae.
AUCUGCGUACCAUACUGUAUGUACAUUCCCCUUAAACAUGGAGCCGUAUACGUUUCAGUAUGUUUCAAAUUACCUUUAAAUUGUGAAAGAACCAUGGAUGACACAUUACCAGGAAGAGAGUCUUCCGACCUAGACGAAGAAUUACCAGCUAUCGAGACUGAAAACGCCAAAGAAACGCUACUGUAUGCGAGGGAGUCGGAAGACAAUGUUGGCGCACAAAUUACUGUUUGCGAAAGAAAAACAGAAGUUUCUGAAGCAAAGGUUUCAGAAGAUUACAUAUCUUUACUUGAUGAACAUUCGAGAAAUAAAGGCAGUAGUGAUAGGUCAUUAAGUCGUCUACCAGAGUAUCACAACAGUUACAAAACCACUGAGGCGAAUCUUAACAGUGAUUUUUUAAUACCAAAGAUAUUACCUGUCCAACCAUUUGCCAUUAGAUCUGACAUACUCGAUCCUAUAUUAGCCGUGCAUUCUAAUGAAUUUGUUGAGAAGAAAAGAGAAGAUAUUCGACAGUUCGCCAGAAAACUGAAUCCAACUUUCACUAUAACGAAUCUUAUGACAGACCCAACACUCUCAAGACCAAAAUGGCCGUUUUCUCCUUGGAAUAGUUCUCAAGUAUAUCCACAUAUCAACCCUGAUGCCUUCUUGAGUGAAUUGGAUAAAACGUAUGAUCCCCAUGAAAGAUCUGAGUGUCACAGAAAUAAUAUUCUUGGAGAUAUUUUGGAUGUUGAAAGACAAAAUGUUGAUCUUGAUUUUGUACACUAUGUAUUUGAAAAAGCAGAUGAUGCGUUCUGUACCGAAUUUUCUUUCGAAAAUGAGAAAAUUCGACAGGAUGUGAGAACAAUUUUGGAAACAGCUUGCGGCGAAUUGUCUAAAAAGCACUUAAUUUUCAGAACAUUCUCCGUAAUGGAAAUGGGCAGCGUCAAAGAGGGUACUAAGUUAGGCCCUCCGGAUGAAUUUGAUUUUAUGAUAGAUCUCCCAAGUUUGAAUGAUGCUCUGGAGUUCUUUAGAGAGGGAACAUUUUAUCAAGACCACGAGAACAGAGAUGUUCGUGUAACGAGACGGGAUCUGUUUCGAGAUUUUGAAGAUCUUUCAGAAGAAGAAAUACAAGGGGGUGAUGACAAAUCAUUUAUGAGACGUGUGUGGAAUGUAAUUCAAAUAGAACUGGCAAACACAAUGGAAGACAACGUCUUACCAGGCUGGACAUGGCUGGAUACUGUGCCCCCUUUCACGACUUUAGCACAGACACAGAAAAUGCUUUGGAAAGGAGAGAAAUUUCAACAUUUGAUAGUUGAUAUAGAUGUCUGUAUUUGUGUAAAACCUUCUGAAUUUAAAACAAACAUAGAUUUCAACCAAGACAUUUUUGAUAAAAGCCGACCGGGUAUCCAUGACAAAGGAUCAUCAAAAACUGAGCAAAGUUUACAAAAUAUAUAUAUAUUGUUGAAAUCUGAUGGAAAAGCAAGAUGGACUAGAGCACUUCUGGAAAAAGAGAUAUGGGCAAGAUUUACUCAUAAUGAUGGCAGAAAAAAAGUGCUGCGUUAUCUUAAAUAUUUUAAUUUGAGAUUUCUACCAAAGUGUUAUAACGAAUCUUUAUUUAGAUUGGAUCCUGCGUUGCCAUCCUAUUGGCUGAAAACAAUCAUGUAUUACUUGAUUACUUGGUAUCAUGAAGAUUCUUGUUGGUCACCAGAUAACCUUUCUCAUCGCUUCGUUGAAGUUUGGUUCAUACUGAAAGAAUGUCUAAACAAGAAGUGUCUAUCCAGUUACUUUGUGCCACAUAACAUCAUAUCUAAAUUUUGUCCCCCAUUUGCAUCAGAAAAGAACGAGUACCAGAUACUUAUGAGAGAAAUUUCCAAAGUAACAAAUGAAUACCUAUUCCAAAAGUUGGACAAACAUGCUCUCACAAAAAUUGAAAAUGAAAUAGAAAUUAAAAACCUCCAUGAACGAGACCAAGGAAUAUUUAGCUCAGUAAUAGAACUAUGUUAUUUGUAUGCCUACAAUGAUUUUGCAGAUGAAAACCGGAAAGCCUUGCAAUCUUUCAUAACGGAACUUGGAAAUGGACAGUUUACAGUCGAAGGUGAAGGCAAUGCAUUCAAGCUACUUUACCGCGGUGCAAUAGUGGACAUCAACCGGAAUAUAUCUGAGAAAUAUGGAGUAACGAAAUCUUAUUUUUCUUAACAAUCUUAGACUUACUUUCAUGGAAGCAUGUAAAACACAAAACCAAAAAUUGAAACAAUGAAGAAAAAUUGACGAAAUGCAAAUGUUUCUCCAU